Molecule: messenger RNA, 1644 nt
Organism: Lasiodiplodia theobromae
Lineage: Eukaryota; Fungi; Ascomycota; Dothideomycetes; Botryosphaeriales; Botryosphaeriaceae
Product: Calcium-independent phospholipase a2-gamma
Exons: 7
Coding region: 1-1644 (547 amino acids)
Biological process (GO): arachidonate metabolic process
Cellular component (GO): membrane
Source: RefSeq, a predicted model, not a curated record
AUGCAUUGUUCCGAUUCAGACAAACGAAGUCUAUGGUCUCGAAAGAUCAUUCUUUCUCUUGACGGCGGUGGCAUCAGGGGGUACUCGUCUGUCCUGAUACUCAAACGCCUCAUGUAUGUCAUCGAGCAAAUCGAAUGUGGCGAGAUAGACGCUUGGUCUGAAACGAUGAGAACUCCCGUCGAUAUCUACGACCUGGAUGUGGAGAAAGAGAACCGAUUUGUCCAAGCAUCCGACAAGUCCGAGUCAUCAGACUCUGUUCAAGGACAAUACUACAAGCUAGCGGAUGAGUUGAAGAACACUUUCGAACACAAAAGUACAAACUUCAAGCCAUGCCACUAUUUCGAUUACAUCGUGGGAACCAGCACAGGAGGGUUGACUGCGAUCAUGCUGGCGCGGCUGAAUUUGGACGUUGAAUCAUGCUUUGAAAUAUAUGACUCAGUAGGAAGCCAGGUGUUUGGCCGCCCACGCAUGUUUCCGAAAAUGACAAUGUACGCCUGCCUCCUGUGCCGCAAGUAUUCUUCCACCGGAAUGCAGCAGGCAAUAGAAGAGGUUAUCGAGACCUACCUCGAAGACGAACUGAGACAACAGAGGAAGACGACAGAGAAUGUAGCGUUCAGCUCCGAUCCUCAGCGUUGUAGAUGCGUCGCGGUGUCAAAUGUAGAGCACCUGAAACAACCCUACGUCUCCAAUCCGUACCUCUUUCGAACAUACGACCAUAUCAAUCCUUAUUGGGGAAACAAGGACAAUACACCGCCCGCAAAUCCUGGCCAUGCCAACAAGGAACCGAUAUGGUCUGUCGAUGGAAACAAAAUCUACAGGGACGGCGGGAUCGGAGCGAACAACCCAGUCGAGGUGGCUCUGACUGAAGUCCGCCAGAUGCACGAGCAGAGCCCACUUCUUCUCCUUUCUGUCGGCACCGGAAAGCCACCGGAAGACUCGGAUCUUCCACGUAAGGUGCGCAGUGCUGCACUCGCAUGGCUUGAUGCUGCCAGUCUGCUCCAACGGCCGUCCAGGGAGUCAGAGGAGGCCCACCAACGCAUGGCCCAGGAGCUGUCUGAAAUGCCGGAAUCAGACGAAAAGCUCAUAUACCAUCGUCUCAGCGUCGACCAACAUCUCCAUUCCAUUUUGCUCGACGAAUGGCAACCAAAGCACAAUGGAAUGAUGACGAAGGAGAUAAUGAAGUUUUACACUCUGGCGUACCUCGCAAGGCCUGAGGUUGAUCGAUCCAUUCGAGAAUGCGCUAGAGAAUUGGUGCGUAUACGUCGUGGGCGGGCCAUGACCGAUAGGUGGGAGUCAUACGCCUGCAACUUCGUGUAUCGUUGCCCGGAAGACAGCUGCACGCAAAAUAGCAGGGUAUUCUCUGAGCGAAGAGAUCUCCGUCGCCAUGCCACCGAAGCUCAUCGCUAUGUUCUCGACAUACCGACAAGUCCACAAGAUGGUGCCACUGCUACCAAUGUUUGUCACCUCGACGACUGUCUGCACAAUGGCGUCCAUGUGUUUUCGAGCAGGGAAGCCUACAUGGCCCAUCUGGAAGAAACCCAUGGCAUCCAGGUCCAAAAUAUACGAACAAGACAAAACCUCGAAGCUUGGCUUGAUUGCGGCCGAAUGACGCGAGAGGAGCUCUUCCAGGAGGAGAAACUCUAG